Ichthyophthirius multifiliis is the source of this 702-nucleotide messenger RNA. RefSeq lists its product as hypothetical. The transcript is spliced from 3 exons. The record is from RefSeq and is a predicted model, not a curated record. Lineage: Eukaryota; Ciliophora; Oligohymenophorea; Hymenostomatida.
AUGAAUCUAUGGAAAGUAAAAUAUAUUUUAUAAAUAAAAGAAAGAUAAGAAUAAGGAAGAUUAAAAAAGGAAAAAGAAGUUAAAUCACUUAAUAAUAGUUAAUGUGGUUAAUAUUAAUUAGAAGAAAAUAAAGAAGAAAAAGAUACAUAUGUAAGUAAAAAAAUAACAGCUUUAUUUUUAAGAAAAAGUAUAAUUUUUUUAAUUUUUGAAUUAUUUUAAAAAAGUUAAGAUAUGUAAGGAGAAAAGAAAGUGUAAAUUUUUUAAAAAAUAAAAAAAUAUAUAAAUAUCAUAAGAAAUUCUUUAAUCCUCUUUACUGUAAAUUUAAAAGAUUUAAAAAAUUAAUUUAAAGGAUUAGAAGUUUUAUUAUUAACCUAUAAUAAAUUAAUAUCUAAUAUAAAAACAUUAAUUGAAAUAUUAAAAAAAUUAAUUCCAGAGACAUAUUUAAUUCCAAAAUUAACUAUAUCAGUAGGAAAGCUACUUAAUAAAGAUAACCUUUUAAGAAGUGUAUAAAAUAAAUGGAUAGAACAAAGUUUAAAUUAGGCUAUAUAAGAAAAAUUAAUAAAAAAUAAAGAUGAGAUAAAUAAAGAUAUACUUUUUUUAUUUAGAUUACUUACACUUAAACAUAAGAUAAAAUAUCCUUUAUAAGGUGGCUCAUAUAAUAUAGAUUUAGAUUUAGAAAUGCUUUAGAACAUAAAUAUGUGA